Molecule: messenger RNA, 2160 nt
Organism: Exophiala dermatitidis NIH/UT8656
Lineage: Eukaryota; Fungi; Ascomycota; Eurotiomycetes; Chaetothyriales; Herpotrichiellaceae
Product: actin-like protein 3
Exons: 4
Coding region: 246-1565 (439 amino acids)
Biological process (GO): Arp2/3 complex-mediated actin nucleation
Cellular component (GO): actin cortical patch; Arp2/3 protein complex
Molecular function (GO): actin filament binding
Source: RefSeq, a predicted model, not a curated record
CUCAAGUACCUACGUCCUACUUACUACCUGGCCAGCACUGCAACUUGUCGUUCCAUUGUCUGCCAUAUUGAAGCUGCCUGCCACCAACGUAGGGUGCCUAUCUUAUAACUUCUCGCCGUCUCAGCCUUGCGAUGAGCAUACAGGCAACUCCAGCUUCCCCCUAGCAGCCCUCUUCCUUGAAAUAACACGCCAUAUCCUCCGUCCCUAGCCCCAGUUCGAGGCCGCGCAGUUGCACAUCCUCCACCAUGGCCUCCCAAACCCCAGCCGUUGUCAUGGACAAUGGGACUGGAUUUUCCAAACUUGGGUUCGCCGGGAACGAUGCCCCCUCAUGGGUGUUUCCUACGGCCAUCGCGAUGAAAGGUGCCGGAGGGGGUGGUGCAGGAACAGGCCCAGGAAGACCAUCCGUGGCAAACAAGCCUUCGUUCUUGACCGGCGGUGCAGGUCCUAGCUCGAAUCUAUCAGCAAAACGUGGCACUGAAGACCUGGACUUCUUUAUUGGAGACGAGGCUCUUGCCGCAGCAAAUGGUCCGGGAUACAGCAUCAAUUAUCCCAUCAGACACGGGCAGAUCGAAAACUGGGACCACAUGGAACGGUUCUGGUCGAACUCUAUAUUCCAGUAUUUGAGAGUUGAGCCAGAAGACCAUUACUUCCUUCUCACCGAACCCCCCCUAAAUCCUCCCGAGAACCGCGAGAAUACUGCGGAAAUCAUGUUCGAGUCCUUCAACUGUGCCGGCCUCUACAUUGCGGUGCAAGCCGUCCUUGCUCUGGCUGCUUCAUGGACAUCCUCCAAAGUGGUCGACAGAUCUCUUACCGGAACGGUCAUCGACUCCGGUGACGGCGUGACACAUAUCAUUCCCGUCGCCGAAGGGUAUGUGAUUGGAUCGUCGAUCAAAAGCAUUCCAAUCGCAGGACGAGAUAUCACCUAUUUCGUGCAGAGUCUCCUCCGAGACCGAGGGGAGCCCGAUAGCAGUCUGAAGACGGCCGAAAGGGUCAAGGAGGAAUACUGCUACGUCUGUCCCGAUAUUGUCAAGGAGUUUGCUCGAUACGACAAGGAACCCGAUCGGUUCCUCAAGCAUACCGUCACCUCGCCGAACGGAAGAUCAGUGACGAUCGAUGUCGGCUACGAACGAUUCUUGGCCCCUGAGAUCUUUUUCAAUCCCGAAAUUUAUUCUUCAGACUUCCUCACCCCCCUUCCGACAGUUGUCGACGGCGUCAUUCAAUCGUCGCCUAUUGACGUGCGUAGAGGGCUUUACAAGAACAUUGUCUUGUCUGGUGGCUCGACUUUGUACAAGGACUUUGGCCGUCGGUUACAACGCGACAUUCGACAUUUGGUGGAUGCCCGUAUCCGUGCGUCGGAAGCUCGCAGCGGUGGCGCCAAGAGUGGUGGAUUGGAAGUCCAAGUUGUCACUCACAAGCGUCAAAGACAUGGCCCGUGGUUUGGUGGCAGUCUGUUGGGUCAGACACCCGAGUUCCGCAGUUACUGCCACACCAAGGCCGAGUAUGAUGAGGUUGGACCUAGUAUUGUUCGGAGAUUCGCCUUGCUAGGUGGUCCAGGCAGUACUUAGUUCGACAGGAAGACAUUUUGCAGACUUAGGCGAGAAAGAAAAAAUUGAUUUUCGACUCUGGAAUUCAACUCAUCCUGCUGGUCAAGCUAUUGGUAUCACGCCAUGAAAUUGAUAUUCGUCUAUCCAGUUGAAUCCUGUCCAGGUUUGGUAUCCUGUUCCUGUUCUAUUCCGACCGUGAUACAAGCUGGAAUAGGAAUGCCGGUAGUGCAGAUCAAGUCAGACCCAAUUACAAUACAUUGUACACCCGUUAUUACCGAGUCCAAGCGUUCUCUCCUUGCACUCGACCCAAUUGAUUCUGGUUUGUCCCAUUCCUUUUGUCCGUUCCUCAUUUCUCAACCCUCGUCAAAAAACACACCCCCUCAACAUGUCCCGUCUGAGGAAAGAAAUCAAACCCUCUCAGACUUUCAAUCUCAUAUCGCCAAUUGCCUUUUCCUUUCACACCACCAUCUUCAUUGGCACCACCUCCAUUUUUCGUACCAUCAUCAUCAAAUCCCGAAACCAACAUCCCCACAUCCCUCGCCUGAGUAUGCACAUUACAACUAACAUACACCACUCUCCUCGGUCCAAAAUUGCACAACUGCUUGAGGAAAUCCAC